ACAAGCCACAGCGCGCGACUGUUAAAAAACAAUAACAAGGCAGGGGCAGAGGGUGGGGCGCGAGCAUAGGGGCGCGAGGAGCAGCUGUAUGAACACACCCCGCUUUCAGAGCGAGAGCAGAACCCAGGUGGCUGAUGCGGACAGGUCUAUAUAACUGCAGAGGCAGAUUUGGAUGUUACCUCUCAGGACUUUUGUGCUGUAUGUGAAACUCCUCGCCAUGGCAUCGAAGAAGGCGAAGAAGAAGACAGCCGAGUCUGGCUCCAAUGUGUUCAGCAUGUUUGAACAGUCACAGAUUCAGGAGUUCAAAGAGGCCUUCACCAUCAUGGACCAGAACAGAGAUGGUUUCAUUGACAAGGGGGACUUGAGAGACACAUAUGCUGCUCUGGGUCGUCUCAAUGUUGGCAAUGAUGAGCUGGAUGAGAUGAUGAAGGAGGCCUCUGGCCCUAUCAACUUUACCAUCUUCCUAGCUAUGUUUGGCGAAAAGCUCAAAGGUACUGACCCGGAGGAAACCAUUCUCAACGCAUUCAAGAUCUUUGACCCUGAAGGAAAAGGUGUCCUAAGAGGAGAGGACAUCAAGUACCACCUUAUGUUUCAAGCAGACAAGUUCAACAAGGAUGAGGUAAACCAGAUGUUCACAAACUUUCCCCUGGAUGUUUCUGGAAACUUGGAUUACAAGAACCUGUGUUAUGUUAUUACCCAUGGAGAAGACAAGGAGCAGGAGUGAAACAAUCAAUAACAUCCCUCAGAUCACCGGCUAAACAUGUCAUCUGAGACACUUCAAACUGACAACAUCACAUGUUGUCUUGUGCCACCCGCAGCUUUAACAAUAAAAGUUUAAUGA
Molecule: messenger RNA, 841 nt
Organism: Micropterus salmoides (largemouth bass)
Lineage: Eukaryota; Metazoa; Chordata; Actinopteri; Centrarchiformes; Centrarchidae
Gene: myl10
Product: myosin, light chain 10, regulatory
Exons: 8
Coding region: 173-724 (183 amino acids)
Cellular component (GO): mitochondrion; cytoplasm
Molecular function (GO): calcium ion binding
Source: RefSeq, a predicted model, not a curated record